Molecule: messenger RNA, 3191 nt
Organism: Aricia agestis (brown argus)
Lineage: Eukaryota; Metazoa; Arthropoda; Insecta; Lepidoptera; Lycaenidae
Product: elongation of very long chain fatty acids protein 7-like
Exons: 8
Coding region: 225-1295 (356 amino acids)
Biological process (GO): fatty acid elongation, polyunsaturated fatty acid; fatty acid elongation, saturated fatty acid; sphingolipid biosynthetic process
Cellular component (GO): endoplasmic reticulum membrane
Molecular function (GO): fatty acid elongase activity
Source: RefSeq, a predicted model, not a curated record
ACUUUCCAAGCUUUCGCUUUGCCGUCCAAAUGGUUGCCCGUCGACACAUAUAAUCUGCAAAAAUAUGUUCACCGCGGGCAAAACUUAUAGGUGACAGUUUGCUGGCUGCAAUUUGUUACCGAGUGACGAAAAAGUGACUGAGAAGAAAGUGUUGUGAGUGCAGUGAAUAUACUUUGUGUUGUUGUGUCGCUAGACUGUCGUUGAGCUGUCGCUAAGCUGUCAAAAUGUCGGGUUUCGUGAAGAUCGCGAUAGACGACUACUACUCAGACAGCAACUGGACAACCAUCAUCAACAAGUAUUGGAUGCUCGCUGAGAGAGUUUCAGAUCCCCGCGUGCAAGGAUGGUUCCUGUUCGACACGCCGAUAGUGACGGGCGUGAUGGUAGUUCUGUACCUCGCCUUCGUGAUGGUCGCCGGGCCCAUGUGGAUGGCCAACAGGAAACCCUUCAAACUGACCAGCGUGCUGGUGUCAUACAAUGCCUUCCAAGUGCUGCUGUCAUCGUAUAUGUUUUAUGAGCACCUGAUGUCAGGAUGGUGGGACGACUACAGCCUCACGUGCCAGCCAGUGGACUACAGUGACAGCGAGAAAGCGAGACGGAUGCUGCAUCUAUGCUGGGUGUACUACUUCUCCAAGCUGUCGGAGUUCGCAGACACGAUCUUCUUCGUGUUGCGGAAGAAGAAGAGUCAGAUCACCUGGCUCCACCUCUACCACCACUCCCUGACGCCGUUCGAGGCGUGGGUGCUGGUCAAGUUUAUUGCCGGUGGUCACGGCACGUUCUCCAACAUCGUGAACAACCUGGUCCACGUGAUCAUGUACAGCUACUACAUGAUGGCGGCGAUGGGCCCGCAGUACCAAAAGUACCUGUGGUGGAAGAAGCACCUCACCACGUUGCAGCUGAUCCAGUUCUACAUGGUGCUUUUCCAUUCUAUGAGCGCUCUCAUCUAUGACUGCGGAUAUCCAAAGGCCAUCGCGACAGGACUGGUGUUACAUUCCGUCAUAUUCAUCGUGCUGUUCACCAACUUCUACUUACAAGCGUACAAGCAAAAGAUCAAGCCCAAAGUACCCAAAGUGGACGUCUGCAACAACAACUACGACACCAAACACAACGGAUACCUCAACGGCAACGCAACAGAUGUCCUCAGCAAUGGACACGCAACAACAGAGCUUAGCAACGGACACGCCAAAGCAAACAUGGAUGUACUCAGUAACGGACACGCCAAAGCGGCGAACACUGAUACGCUCGUCAACGGAUACUCAAACGGACACGCUCAUCCGAUAAAGGAAAAGACGCAGUAGUCCCUAAGGUAGCAAUUGUAAAUACGUAUUUGCUCAAUGUAAUUGUUGAGAUUUUGUGUAUCAAAGUUUUAAGUAAGAUUUUGAGGUUAAAAUAGGUUCUCCGAACAUGGAUACGUCCCUUCAUUUCCGUUUCUAAAACGAACUUUAUAAUAUUUUAUGAAUCAUGAAUGAUAAAUCUUUAUAACAGUAUAAUCUCCGGGAGAAGUUUUGGAAGAAUUCUUUCGUCUUUCUAUUUUCUUGGUACUUUUCGCCAGGAGUAUGAGCCUACAUACUUUGUACGUUUUAACCUUUUCUUAUAUACUUAAAUAACAAAAAAGACUUUAUUACUUUACAACGUUGAACUAGGGUAUAUCGUACUUUAAGGGAAAAAAUGUAGAUUACAUUGUUUUCUUAAAUGUAGACGUAUUUUGCACAUGUUUUGCCUUCUAUGUGCUAAUUGUAUAUAGGUAAAUUAAAUCUUGGGAUUAUAGUGCAUAAUAUUUUGUGAGGGGCAAGGCAGAACCUUGACAAGAUGAUUGUCGCAAGAAUUUUUUCUUGCAGCGAUUCGUCGUUUUUUGGUGGUGCUAACAAUUUUAGACGUUUUAGAUCAAUGUUUGUAUUAUUUUAUGUUAAUUUAUUUCUCAUCUGUGAUUAGUACCUUUUUCUUGUAAUCUAGUUCAUUUGAAUGCACCACACUCCAGCAAGUGCGAAUUUUUGUAUUGUUAGUGAAUGACUUUUUCGAAAAACAUAACAAAUGUUAACAUACUUUUCUGUAUAAUAUUAUCUUGUUCAGAAUAUAUUUUUCUUCUAUCUUUUAACUCUUCAAACGUCAAUCUUAUAACUACCUCAUAGUCUUCCGUCCAAGUAUCCGUCCAUGUGGCUUUAUUCUAAGGUAGUGUACUUGUAAAUAUACCUAAUGGAUGUUUGUUAUUUAUUGAGGACUCAUACGUGUGAUAUAAAGACAUAAUUUUGUCUAUAUUAUAAACGUAAGAACGCGACGCGUCGGUCUUCGAUGAAGUUAAUUACUAUAAAUAUUAACUUUAAGUUUAGGAUGUUUAAUUUCAGAAUCUUCUACUGACUGACAGGAGAUCAGUGAAUGAAUAUCCAAAUGUAAUAUAUAAGCGAUAUACGAGUAUAAGCGAUGAAAGCAAUAAAAAAGAAAAUUGACUUCUGACGAAAAAUCUUUACUUAAAUAUUUUUAAUCAACCACAGAAAUAUUAAAAACUGGAAUAUUUUACAAAAACAUAAAAAUCGUUAAUGUUUUAAACAAUUUAUGAGAAGCGUGUUAAAAUUAGCCAAGUCCCUUUACUUGUAACCGACAAGUAAACGAGAUCAUUUGAAAUCUUGUUCUGGUUAACAGUUAACGUUCCCUGUCCGAGAUUGCUGACGUGAAUCAUAAUAUUUUGCCGUCAGUAUUUUAAGUACAAAGUAUAACAUAUCUCGAUACGUUUCGUCACAAAUAUUGAAUGUGAUAGAUGAAAUUAUUGUAUGUGUGUAUGGAAUAGGAUUAGGUAGGACCUGAUCAAUUUUUCGCGUUGCCAUUUCGUGUCGAGCUACCUUAAAAUUUUGCAAUGUAUUUCAUUGUUUUCAAACUAGGAAACAGUAAAAUAUAUUCAAAUACUUGAUUUGAUUUCAUUUUGGUACAUUUAGAUUUGUGAAGUUAUUCUGAUUAAGUUUUAAGCUUAAGCUUUAAGUCAGUGUUAAUCGUUUAUAAAAAAAUCAUGACUUGUCUAUUUCUAAUUCUAAAACGAGAGAAAAUUAUAAUGUAGCCAAUUUAAGUUGCUAUUUUACCAAAGAAUGUUUAAGAUAAGCAGUGGUUAAUCUUAAGCAUUUAUUGGUGAAACUGACACUUAAUCUGCAAGCUCAUAAUAAAACGGGAAGGAAUCGUGAUGUUUCAAAUCAUAAAGUUAAUAUACC